Endocarpon pusillum Z07020 is the source of this 1392-nucleotide messenger RNA. RefSeq lists its product as uncharacterized. The coding region runs from base 1 to 1392 and encodes 463 amino acids. NCBI's taxonomy places the organism in Eukaryota, Fungi, Ascomycota, Eurotiomycetes, Verrucariales, Verrucariaceae. The transcript has a single exon. The record is from RefSeq and is a predicted model, not a curated record.
AUGUCAUUGUCAGACCCUGAUCCUUGGUGCUUCCGGCCUGCUCAUCCGGUUCAACAGCGCAGCCAAAGCUCAAGAAGACCAAGGACUUUUGCCGCACAUACGUCAACUUUACCCUCAAACACACCCUCGUCUUCUUCAGGGUCCCCUUCUCGAACGGUAAACACCAGCCCAUCACUACUUACUCAACAGCUCGGUAUGUGUGACGCUUCGAGUGCACAUCAGCCGCCACCACCUCAAUACUUUCCCAUGAUUGCCGAAGUCCUCGAGUCCUGCGCCAGUCCAUACCAGAGGAAGGAGAUAUUCGUCCACGAGUUGCAACGGCUGCAACGGUAUCCCAUCAAACAGAGCGACAGGGACACUUCUACUCCAGAAUGGAUCAGCCAGUUGAAGCGAGUCAUUUGGGACCAAGAAAUGGAAAUUGCAAGAACCGAGAGGGCACCGGAACAGGGUCACAUAGCCGGUGCACCUCAGCCACCACCUCGAUAUGUCCCUAUGAUCACUGACAUAUUCAAUGCCUUCCCCGAUCCACGCCAAAGGAAGGAGAUAUUUCUCAACGACUUGCGACGGCUGGAGCGGUAUCCCAUCCGGCAGAACGAAAGAGACGGUACGACCGCACAGUGGAUCAGCCAGUUAAAACAAGUCAUUCAGGAACAGGAAAUAGAGAUGCAAAAAAUGGACAUGAUUCCAGAGGAAGAUAAACAGAUGGCAGUGGCUUUCGCUCAGAAGAUGGCGAUAUCCUCCCCAGCUGCGGACAUGGGUACUGGUGGCGCUGGCAGUGCCGCCACAGCCAGCAGCCAGAACACAUCUGCAGUAAGAGCCUUGCUUGGCUUUGGUGGCUCAUGUGAUGUCGGAAGGGAAGUUGAAAGACCCGCAAUCGGGAGGAUGGCAAACAUCGCUACCACACGAACUGACAGUGCUAGUAGUGGUGAUGCUGCAAGGCCACCUGCUGGUCCUUCCAUCAACCGAAUUAUUCCAAGUGCCAGUUCCGGGAGACCUCCUCGCGUUCCCUCGAUCGAAAAAGACCCCCGUAGAAAUCACAGUGCCGAGCUAGGAGCCGCCCGCUCAUCUAGUGGGAGGCUCUCCACCGGUAAGAGGUGCCUUGACGAGCAGGCGGUUGGCCCAUCCACUGGUAGAAAUAUCAGAAGGGACGAGACCGCUGGUGCUACAAAUAGAAGUACCCAACCCGUCAGCGAGAAUGACGUGAGGCGGGCUAUGUGCUUCCGGACAGAUCAGGAGAGGGUGGCUCUCCGUACGCCAAGUCAGAGUGGAUUUGGCAGCAGGAACGAGGAGGGUAGUAGGCCGGUUGAUGAAAGGCCGUUUAGUAGUGCUCCUCGUCAGAGGCUUAACACUCCCAGACUAUCGGCUCGGAAGAUGAAGAGGAAAUCUCAGUGA